GUGCCGUCGACGCCAGAGCCUCUAGCGGAGACGGCUGAAAGUGAAAGUCGCUUGCUCAGUGCUGAGCGAACCGUCACGAAGUGUGGAAGUGCGCGCCGCGAGCGCAGAGGGUGUGUUCGUGAGUGAGCGGGCGCCGCCUGCCAGCAGUGCCAUGGCGGACGAAGACCAGUAUGGAAUCAGCCAGAGUGGCCUGGUGGCCCGCAGUCCGGAGGGACAUGCAGCGCGUGGCAUGCAGAUCAAGGGCAAUGAGGAUGUCUGGAUUGAGAUCCAGGCGCACACCUUCAAGAACUGGGUCAACGAGAAGCUGGCGCCUUCGGGCCUGCUGGUUGAGGACCUGGUGGAGGACCUGCGAGACGGCGUCUGCCUCGUCACCCUCGUCGAGAUCCUGCAGCAGAAGAAGCUGCGGAAGAUUGCGCGCCCGAUGAACCAGCACCAGUGGCUGGAAAAUGUUACCACCGCGCUCAGAGCCAUCGAGCAGGACGGCAUCAAACUAGUCAACAUCGGAAACGUGGACAUAGUAAACGGAAACCAGAAGCUGAUCCUGGGCCUCAUCUGGAGUCUCAUCAUGAAGUACCAGAUCGGCCAGUCCAAGUUCCCGCCCAAGAAGCUCAUGCUCUCCUGGCUGCAGGGUGUGCUGCCAGACUGCAAAGUCAGCAAUUUCACCACCGACUGGAAUAACGGUGUGAAUCUGAACGCCCUGGUCGACUACUGCAAGCCCGGCCUGGCACCCAACUGGCAGAACCUCGAUCCCACCAAGGGCGUGGAGAAUAACCGCACUGCGAUGACUCUCGCCAAGAAGCAUUUCGGCAUCCCGACGGUGCUGGACCCCGAGUACCUGUCGUCGCCGUACAUCGACGAACUUUCAGGUAUGACGUACCUGUCCUACUUCAUGAACAAGGACGGUCCCGGCUACAAGUCGACGCUGGACUGGGUGCGGCGCGAACUCCCUGACGAGCGCAUCAACAACUUCACGUCCGACUGGAACGACGGUGUCAAGCUGAACAAGCUGGUGAAGAACCACGGAGGUCGUCUUCCGCCGCCCGAGAACCUCAGCCGUCGGCCAGACAACUGGGAGGACAACAUCCAGAAAGCGGUGGACGCCGGAAAGCGGCUGGGCGUCCCACCCCCUCCGCUGACGGCGCGUGACCUGGCUGACCCCGAGGUGGACUACAUCGCGCCCAUGUCGUACGUGGCGCGCUACAUGUGGCUGCCGCGGAAGGAGGUGUCACAGAACCAGCUGCGCGCCUCCUGUACCACAAAGGCCAUCAGGGUCGGCGACCAGGUGAACUUCCGUCUGGAGUUCGACGGUGCGCCGGUGGACCCCUCGGAGCUCCGUCUGGACGUUCUCGGACCGGGCUCCAGGACCUCCCGGGUACAGACUCGGCCGGACGACACGGGUAUCACGUGCAGCUUCACACCGGAGGUUAUGGGACAACAUCAGGUACGGGUGUACCACGAGAAGGAGCUGGUCGAGGGGUGUCCGUUCAGCGUGCGUGCAGUGCCGCUCAUCAGCCUCCAGCCCCGACCGUCCGGGAUCGACCCUUGCGCGCUAGGCUCCACCGUCGAGGUGCUGAUCAACCCGUCGGAGGCUAGUGACGGCCGGAUCAUCGUGACGGCCUACUCGCCGCUGCACCGGCCCCUCGACUGUCCCGUCUCGUGCACGGAUGGCGUCUACUCGGCCAAGUUCCAGCCGGACGAGGUCGGAGAGUGGAAGAUCCACGUCACCUACGAGGGACAGCACAUCCAGGGAUCGCCCUUCAACUGCUUCGUCUACGACCCGCAUGCUGUUCGGGUGGGAGAGCUGGAGGGCACUGAGCCGGGCCGACCGUUCACAUUUAUCGUGGACGCUCGAGACGCCGGCUGGGGCGAGGUGAAGACUGACAUCGUCUGGGAGCAGCGCUCGCUCCACCACACGGUCACAGAGAUUGAGAAGGAGAUGUACCGAGUCACGGUCACGCCACCCGAGUAUGGGAAAUACCGCGUCUAUAUCUACUUCAACGGCGUGGAGAUCAAAGGAUGUCCAUUCAAGCUCCGAGUCGACAAGAACGGCAAGCACUCCAUCACCAAGCGGUCGGCCAACACGGCGGUCAACGCCAGCCGACUGAACGAGCUGAACAGCCGUCUGAAGGCCUCGCCGCCGCCGCGCGUCAAAAACCCCGAGGAGGAUGUCCAGUUCAUGAGGUCCACCCUGGAGGAGAUGAAGAGUGGGUUGCACCUUCAGACCACUCCGAAACACGCGGACCCGUACCGCUAUCGGGCCGACGCGCAGCUCUCGCCACCAGAGGUCGCGCGCCACCUCAGCGAGUGGUACCGCCAGCAGCGGGACGGCAGCGUCGGCCGCCGCUCGCCGCAGCCGCACUACACGUCCCGGGCCGACCACUACGUCAGCGCGCCGCCGGGACGGCCCCGGUCCCGGUCCGGGUCAAGGUCACGGUCUCCGUCACCGGCCGGAGUGAACUACACAUCGAGAACAGAUCGGUACAUCAGCAGUGAGGUGCGGCCGACAAGCCCCCGGCCGAGGUCGCCCAAUAACUACACCUCCAGCUACUCGACCAAGACGGAGAGGUUUUCGUCUCUCCCGCGCGGCAGGAGUCCUCCGCCGACCACUACACACACCACGAGGUACUCCAGUCUACCACGAGCGACGAGCCCGCCACCGUCAAGCACCAGCUACACCACGAGGACAGAGCGGUACCUGUCCUCCGAGAGGAGGGGCCCCAGUCCUCCGCCGGGAGGAACCCCCUCCAAACUGGAGCGUCAGAUCGCGCCCGGUCCUCGCCAUCACUCACCCUACACCAGCCGCCUAGACCACGAGCCGGCUCGGCCGUCCAGCCCUCCGGCUGUCCGGACUCUGACCACACGUACCGAGCACUACUCUUCUAACCAGCGCAGUGUGUCGCCGCGGCCGGAGGCGCCGAGUUACACCACCUCUCGGGAGCGGUAUCUGAGCCCUCGCCGCCGGUCACCCUCGCCACCAGCCACGUCCACGUACACGCGCCACGUGGAGCGCCACGAGCGGCACGUGCAGCGGCGGAGCGACAGCCCGGAGAGUGGCGAUUCGCCGCCGCGCCGCGCCGCCUCGCCGCCGCUCUACUCAAAUACGGUGCAGUACCGACCGGAGAGACACGAGCUCUCGCAAACGCUGCUCAGUACGAGACAUGACGUACCCGGAGACGUUCCCAGAAACCUUCCCUCCCCCGCGGGUACCUCGGUCGGACGAGAGAUCCACCCCAGAACGGAGACCAGACGUGCUGGAGAAGUACACAGCCCCCAAACCAUACCGGCCUGA
Amphibalanus amphitrite is the source of this 3289-nucleotide messenger RNA. RefSeq names its product filamin-B-like. Gene Ontology annotation, molecular function: actin filament binding. The transcript is spliced from 14 exons. The record is from RefSeq and is a predicted model, not a curated record. Gene Ontology annotation, biological process: actin cytoskeleton organization. The coding region runs from base 152 to 3289 and encodes 1045 amino acids. NCBI's taxonomy places the organism in Eukaryota, Metazoa, Arthropoda, Thecostraca, Balanomorpha, Balanidae.